Molecule: messenger RNA, 5179 nt
Organism: Epinephelus fuscoguttatus (brown-marbled grouper)
Lineage: Eukaryota; Metazoa; Chordata; Actinopteri; Perciformes; Serranidae
Gene: itga5
Product: integrin, alpha 5 (fibronectin receptor, alpha polypeptide)
Exons: 30
Coding region: 252-3431 (1059 amino acids)
Biological process (GO): integrin-mediated signaling pathway; angiogenesis; cell adhesion mediated by integrin
Cellular component (GO): external side of plasma membrane; integrin complex
Molecular function (GO): integrin binding
Source: RefSeq, a predicted model, not a curated record
CUGCAUGUAUCAUGAGUAGGUGAGCAGAGAAGGCGUGGGCCGGGAGAGAGGCAGGCAGACAGAGGAGCGAGGACGCAGAGAGGAGCUGACGGAGCAUUAAUGAGAUACUGGCCGGUUAGAGUUACAGGGAUGCACUUUUAGCCGUAUUCCACCACUGUUUUCAGGCUUCAUCUGCGGAAUCGAAAGCGCCACAAAACUGGGACAAUCUCACAAGUUAAAACAAGCUCGGGUGGAUUAAUUUAUUGUCAAAUAUGGGCUUGGAACGAUUUCGCGUAAAGACGCCGGGGAGAGCAGCCCUCCUCACCCGCUCGCUCCUUUGUAUCAGCGGGCUAUUACUCACAUUUCUUCAGCCUGUCUGCGAGGCGUUCAACUUGGACGUGGAGAACCCAGCUGUUUACAGCGGACCUAACGGGAGCUACUUCGGAUAUGCUGUUGACUUUUAUUUGGCUGACUCUGCCAGUGCUAGCGUGGUGGUGGGAGCUCCCAAGGCCAGCACAAGGCAGGUUAACAUUAGAGAGGGAGGAUCUGUCUUCUACUGUCCGUGGAGCCUCGGCCAAUCAGACUGUCACACCAUUGAGUUUGAUACUGAAGGGGAUCGCAAGGUCCUGCUCAACGACACAGAACAUCAGGUCGAUUUCAAGUCCCACCAAUGGUUCGGAGCCACUGUGCGUUCUCACGGUGACACAAUUCUGGCCUGCGCCCCUCUCUACUCCUGGCGUACUGAAAAAGAUGUUCCCCGUUCUGAUGCAACAGGAACCUGCUACCUCUCAGUGCAUAAUUUCACCAAGUUUGUGGAGUAUGCACCCUGCCGCACAGAGAUCAGUGAUCCGGAGGGACAAGGCUACUGUCAGGGAGGAUUCAGCGCUGACUUCACAACGGAUGGCAAAGUGGUGUUGGGAGGGCCAGGCAGCUACUAUUGGCAAGGUCAGGUGAUCUCUGCAGCGAAGGAGGAAAUUAUCAAAGCGUACUACCCGGGCUAUUUUAUGCAGUCUGUGGGCGGCCAGAUCCAAACCAAACAGGUCGAGUCUAAACAUGAUGACAGCUACCAAGGCUACUCUGUUGCUGUUGGGGAAUUCAGUGGCGAUCAAGUGGAAGAUUUUGUGGCCGGUGUUCCAAAAGGACUCAUGCUUUAUGGUUCGGUGUCUGUUCUGAACGGUACAGAUCUGAAGACCAUGAUCAACUACACUGGCGAGCAGAUGGGAUCAUAUUUUGGCUACGCCGUGGCAUCGACUGACAUCAACAGUGAUGGGAUGGCUGACCUGCUGGUGGGAGCUCCCAUGUUCAUGGUCCGGGGCUCUGAUGGUCGUCUGGAAGAGAUGGGCCGGGUCUAUGUUUACCUACAGCGUGGCCCUAUGGACCUGGAGCUCCGCCUACCUCAACUGACAGGCAACCAGGUGUAUGGGAGAUUUGGUAGCACCAUUGCACCACUGGGAGAUCUGAACCAGGAUGGUUACAAUGACGUGGCUAUCAGCUGUCCGUUUGGAGGAGAGGAACGGCAGGGACUUGUCUACAUCUAUAAUGGAUACUCAGAAGGACUCAGGGAAAAGCCAUCUCAGGUGAUCACUGGCCAGUGGGCCGCUGGGAGUAUUCCUGCCAGCUUUGGAUUUUCCCUCAGGGGUGCUCAGGACCUGGACAUGAAUGGAUACCCAGAUCUCAUUGUUGGUGCUUUUGGUGUUAGUAAGGCAGUUCUAUACAGAUCCCGCCCAAUUGUCAACACCAGUGCCUCUCUGACAGUUUACCCCACCAUGAUCAACCCUGAAGAGAAGAACUGCAUCGUCACCAGUGGAAACACCAGCAUUCCUGUUUCCUGUGUCAACCUGAGUUUCUGCAUAUCUGCCGAUGGGAAGCACCUACCAGACAUCUUAGAUUUCCAGGUGGAGGUGCAGCUCGAUAGCAAUAAACACAAGCAGAAAGGUGCAGUGAGGAGGGCUCUGUUCUUGGAUUCCCAGCAGCCCUCGCUCCAGAGGAGUGUGAGAGUGCGGCAUGGCGAGCGUGUGUGCAGCAACACCAAGAUCUACCUAAGAGAUGAGAAAGACUUCAGAGAUAAACUCUCCCCCAUUUAUGUGGCCUUGAACUUCAGCUUGGAUCCAAAAGCUGCUGCCGACUCCCACGGCCUGCGGCCCAUCCUCAACUAUCAGACCACCAGCGUAAUUGAGCAGAAGGCUCAGAUUCUGUUGGACUGUGGAGAAGACAACAUCUGUGUUCCUGACUUGAAGCUUGCAGUUCAUGGGAACAGGAAGGAAGUCUACCUGGGCGAUGACAACUCGCUGACCUUGACUUUCAAUGCCAGGAACGAGGGUGAGGGAGGAGCGUAUGAGGCAGAGCUGUAUGUGGUGCUGCCCCCUGAAGCUGACUACAGCGGUAUUGCACGCAACAAUGAGAGCCUGGCCCAGCUGACCUGCAGCUAUGAGACAGAGAACCAGACCCGAUACCUCAGCUGUGAUUUGGGCAACCCGAUGAAGUCUGGUACCAGUCUGUGGGCAGGUCUGCGCUUCACAGUGCCACGACUGAAGGACACACACAAAACUGUUCAGUUCGAGCUGCAGAUUCGCAGUAAAAAUGAGAAUAACUCCCACAGCGAGGUUGUGCCCUACAAGCUGGAGGUCGUUGUCCAGGCUGAAGUCAUUCUGCAGGGCGUGUCUCGACCAGAUAAGGUCUUCUUCCCACCGGCCAACUGGAAGGUGACCAAAAACUAUGGGGUGGAGCAGGAUGUUGGGCCUGCGGUGGAACACAUCUAUGAGCUGGUGAACAACGGGCCCAGCCGGAUCAGCCACACCCUACUGGAGCUGCGCUGUCCCCUCAGUGUCCAGGGUCAAAACCUGCUUUACCCUCUGAAGUUCUCCACAGAAGGCCCCAUCAACUGCACAGCUGAUAAAUACAUGAACCACAAACGCCUCAAACUCCAGCCCACGUCCACAGAACCACCUAUCCUUGCUCUGAAGGCACAUGAGCACCGCAUCGAGAGGAGGGACGUCCACAGGAAUCCACUUGCUCAUUUGACUAACCUGUCUUGCUCUAACACGGAGUGCUGGGCGCUCCAGUGCACCGUGGGUCUGCUGGAGAAGGGGACGACUGCCAUCCUGAAAGUGCGCUCCCGCGUCUGGGCCGAGACCUUCACUGAGAGAGCCUACAAGCAGUAUGUGCUGGAGUGCCUGGCCAGAUACAGUGUGGAGAAGAUGCCCUACGCCAUCCUGCCCAGGCAUUAUCCCAGUGGACACAAAAAGGUGGUGACCCCAGUGGUGUGGAACAAGCCAGAUAUCGAGAACUCAGUUCCUCUGUGGAUCAUCAUCCUGGCCAUUCUGGCUGGUUUACUGCUCCUGGCUCUGCUCAUCUACGUCCUGUACAAGUUCGGCUUCUUUAAGCGCUCUCUACCGUACGGCACCGCCAUGGAGAAGGCUCAACUCAAACCACAGGCUGCCUCUGAGGCCUAAAAAGACAAGCGUAGCCUCCAGAACCACAGUACCUGGCCAUAUGAUUGCAAUGGAGAAAUACGAUGGAUCAUGUAGAGUGGAUCAGAAAGCAGUUUGAAGCGAAAGAGAGACCACUGGAACUCCACUGUGCUGCACUAGAGAAAGACAAAAACCCAAAGAUCUCUCAGCCAAAUGAAUGUUACUUUUUUUGUUAAUUUAUGUCUUGCUUUUUGGCAGGUUGGGAUUGUUACCAAAUAGGACUUUUUCUCAAUGCGUCAUGGCUAAUGUUAGCCACCGUCAGCCUGCGGAUGCAGUGAGAUGAUUUCUUUUUGUGGAGAGUUCUGUUUCACCCUGUUAACUGCCUUAUUUUGGUGCUAAUGAUCUGACGCGCUCACUGCCUCUGACAGGAUAUGGCUGCAUGUAGCUUGGCAGCCAGGAGCUGUGACUUGCGCUGCCUGCAGAGGCCUGAAAUUAUUCUUCUGGUAUCCUCUGAACACAGUUUUAUUGACAGAAGAUUAGUCAACAGGUUUCAGGUGGAAAAAUUAACCUGGCGAUAGCAACGUCAAUGUUACCAGCCUGGAAGUUGAACCUUAAUCCAUUUAAUAGCUCUGCUUUUAUAACAACAUUUAAAGUUUUAGGUAAUUUUAACCCUGACCAGCCCGAGGUCUUCCCCUGAUUUUUGCCUAAUACAUGCUGGGAUAUGCUCCGGCACCCCGCCACCCUGAACAGGAUAAGCGGGCAUGGAAAAUGCAUGGAUGGAUGUUUCGUAACUGUUCAUGAAAAGUAUCUCUCUGCCUCAGGUUGGUGGACAGCGCUGGGUUGAGUUGUUUUUGCACUCAAAGGAAAUCUACUGAUAUAAUUCCUGAGACACCGAAGACUGACUGACUGACUGACCUUCCUUUGAGUUCUGAUUUUGACUCCUACUGAUCACUUUGUUUAAAUCCUUGUUCAUGUUCAGAGUUACCAAUGCUGGCAUCGUCAUUGUUGUGUAGUCGACUGGGAUGGGACUGGAACCACCGCAGGCCUGUGAAACUUCACAUUGUGGUGCUUCUGUCCAAAAAAAAAAAAAAAAAAAAAGUGGCGUUCUCCUAAAGAAUACUUUACUCAGUUUGAGUCUGGCUCAUUCAGCGUGAAGACCACGUGCAUGCAAAUGACGCUUAGGGGACACUGCAGAGUUGAUGCGCCAUGGUGUGAUGAUGUCUUUAACCAAAGACGUGACAAUCAGCAAUGUUGUAGCUUUGACAGAGAGUUUUAGUCUGAGAGCAGGCAGGACCGUCACUCUUUGUGAGGAUCCAUUUUCAGCUCACAGUGUGUGUUACUGUGAGAUACUGUAUUUUUGAUUGUCUUUUGAGUAACAGCUGCCCACGUUUAGAAAGAGAAGUGGCUGAAGUCAUCCCACUACCAAAAGGCUACAGGGACUGAACAUGAAAAAUGCUUUGUGUUGGUUUGUUUUAUUUGUCAUGUACAUAGAUUUCAUGUGCCUUAAAUGUAAAUAAUGUUAGGGGUUAGGGUUGUGUGUGCUUGCAUGGAUAUAUGUGUGACUUCAUGCAUACAUGCAUACGUGUGAAUGGUAUAUUUAUGAAUGUUUGUUUUGUGUAUGAAACGGUUAUUGCCUUUCCCAGUGCUUAGUUUAUCCCUAUCACCUCUGUAGUUUUAGAUCAUCGAGGUUAAGCCAUUCUGCAUUAAAAGAAGUAUUUAACUGAUGGAAAGAUGGUCUUCUAUAAAACUAGGCUGUCUGAACAGUAGAGAGAUGCAAAUACUUUAAAUUU